Molecule: messenger RNA, 1248 nt
Organism: Danio rerio (zebrafish)
Lineage: Eukaryota; Metazoa; Chordata; Actinopteri; Cypriniformes; Danionidae
Source: RefSeq, a predicted model, not a curated record
GUCUUUCUCUUUUGGACUAUGUUGAAAGGAAGACGAAACCUCAUGGCUUCCACACCAAAACCAGCCUUGAUCUUUAAUGACGUCUAUGAUUCACCCUAAGCAGUUCUGAAUCAGCUGAUUUUUAUCAAUCUUUUAAAAUGAUUCAUUGUUUUUUCAUCUUAUUGCUUUACCUUUUAACAUGCACGUCAGAUAAUGCAGAUAUAAAGGGACAGAAUCAUGUUAUGAUUGUUCAAGCUGGAGUCGCUGUUAACUUAACAUGUAUUUUUCCAAAAGAGUCAAGAACCAGUGUGGUUUGGGUCAAACAAAGAGUUGGAGAGAAACCUCUUCUAAUUGCUUCAGCAUAUCAAGGUUUAGCUGGCAAAUAUGAAAAUGACUUUGACAAACAAAACCGCUUCUUUAUAGAAAAAGAUGAAGGUAGUUUUAAUCUGAGCAUCGCAAACACUGAAAUAUCAGACACUGCAACAUACUAUUGUGUUGCAUAUGUGUACGAGUUCAUAUUUGGGAACAGCACUGACCUCAUUGUUAACGCUGGUAAACUGAACAUCAAGUCUGAGCAUCAGAGAUCAGCAUCAGAGGAUCAGCAGUGCAGCGUCAUCUCUCAGAGCUGUGCAGAAGAACACAAGGUCUACUGGUUCAGACAGGGCUCUGGAGAAUCUUCCCCAGGAGUGAUCUACACUCAGAACAGCAGGAGCGCUCAGUGUGAGAAGAGCUCUGAUCUUAACUCCACUGCACACAAAUGCAUCUACAGCCUGCCCAAGACUGAUGAAGAUCCCGCCAUCUACUACUGCGCUGUGGCUGCUUGUGGACAAAUACUGUUUGGAGAUGUGGUAACAAUCCCAGGUUUUUGGACACUUUGGAAGACUGUUGCUCUGGCGUUGGCAAUUUCAAACAGUUUAUUAAUGAUUGUGAUCAUAUUUCUGGGCAUGCGGUUGUACAAGUUCCAAAAGAACGACAGGACACAGAACAUUCAGCUUGGUCAAUUAAUGGAUGAAGACAGAGGUGUUUUGAAUUAUGCUGCACUGAGCUUCCAACAAAAGUCCUCCACUUCUAGAAGACCCAAAGAAAAACAUUUAAGAUAAACGUACUCAUUUAUGUAAGGUAUCAUUAAAUAUGUUGUGAUGUGAUUUAACUGGUUUACCCAAUCAAUAUAAUGAACUCUUAAUUACAUGUAACUGUUUGAGCUCAAAAUAUAUAGAUAUUAACUGUAAUGUCACAAACUGAAAUUAAAGAAUAAUAUAAUGUCAUUCA